AUGACUUCGUCGAGUCAAUCAUCUAGUGUCGUUUCACUGCAAUCAUCGACAACAACACCGUACCUUAGAUUUGCUCAAUUGGAAAAAGAUACAGAUCUCAAUGAACGGAAAAUAUAUUUUAAUAAUGAAUUGGAACAACUACUAGCAUUUUGGUUAAAUGAAAAGAAAAAGAAUGAUAUUUUCGGAAGUUUUCGUACAGCUAAUUUACAUACAGAUUAUUUGGGUGAAGUCGACGUUAUAUCCGAUGCUGAACAUAUUAAAAAGUUACUCAAAGUUCCAUUUAAUAAACAAAGCCAGAUAAGUAUGAUUGUACACAGAGCUGGUCGUACAAUUUUAAUCGAUGAAUUUGACGUACACUCCCAUUUAUUAAGACUGGAAAAGAACGAAUGGACAUGGUUUCGUGACUUUUUUCUUGAUACGAUCCUUCGUAAUAUAACAGUAAAGCAUUUUUAUAAGAAAAACAAAUCGAGACAUAAAUUAAUCAGUAAAGAUCGUUUUGUUAAAUUUCUUUGUCAAAGUAUCGAAACCCAAGAUGAUAAUAAUCUUCCAAAAUAUCAACGUCCAGAUUCAGCCUCUAGUGAACCAGUUUCUCCAACACCUCAAUCAACAAUCGCAGCAAGCUUAUUACAGAACAUCAAUGAUCUUGUUAAAAAUAGCACUGACAGCAAUAAAAAUAAUGGUGAUAACAACAGCAGCACAAACGACGACAAUCUGAAUAUUGAGAGCGAUAAUCAACAAGCUGAUAGUACAAAUGAGACUACUUCCAACAAAGCAUUGCAUCGUCAUGUACUAUGGACAUUUGAAAAUAUAAAAAUGUUGAUUGGCUCGGAUUUACCUAUAUUUGGAGAUGACCAACAUCCAGCAGUUAGUUUACGACUAAGAGAUAUGCAGAAACCAAUUAAUGUUUUAACAGGCAUUGAUUAUUGGUUAGAUAAUUUGAUGUGUAAUGUUCCUGAAUUAGCUAUGUGCUGUCAUUUGGAUGGAAUAGUACAAUCUUAUGAAUUAAUCAAAACUGAAGAUAUUCCAUACCUCGAAGGAUCAAAUUUUCCACCAAGUGUUAUCAGAGAUUUGGCAACAAAUUUAUUAUCAUUUCUCAAAUCGAAUGCCACGAAGGAAGGUCACACUUAUUGGUUAUUCAAAGGUCCGGAGGAUGAUAUUGUUAAAUUGUAUGAUUUGACAAGUUUAUGUCAAACCGAUCGUGAUGAUAAUCCGUAUACGCUUCCUGUCGCAUUGUUAUUAUACAAAAUGGCAAGUAAUAUGGUGACAGGCAGUGAUCAUGACACUCUUUCAAAAGAAUCUGGCACAAUUCGUACAUUAUUAAAACAUUGUUUGAAUAUGUUAGAUCCAAAUAAAUUU
Messenger RNA from Didymodactylos carnosus, 1356 nucleotides. NCBI's taxonomy places the organism in Eukaryota, Metazoa, Rotifera, Eurotatoria, Philodinida, Philodinidae. The record is from the annotation of a GenBank genome assembly.